Messenger RNA from Thelazia callipaeda (thelaziosis nematode), 1101 nucleotides. NCBI's taxonomy places the organism in Eukaryota, Metazoa, Nematoda, Chromadorea, Rhabditida, Thelaziidae. The record is from the annotation of a GenBank genome assembly.
GUCUUUUAUUGUUUAAAAUUCAAUGUAUUACUUUCGAAAGUUCUCUCUCAACAGUUUAUACGUAUGAAAUUUUGCAGAAAUGUCUGCGUAACGCUUGAAAGUCAAGAAAAUUGUGAAGUUGAUUUAAGUAUUACUUAUCAGGUAUCAAAUGCAUCGUGGCAUCCAUCAUACGAAAUUCGUGUUGAAAGUGAUGCAAACACAUUAAAGCUGCUUUGUUUUGGUAAUAUAAAUCAAAAUACUGGAGAAGAUUGGAUUAAUGCAUCUAUAAAUUUAAGUACUUCAAAACCAAUUAUUGGUGGUGUAUUACCAAAACUUGGGACGCUGGUUGCAGAAUUUUUUAAGCCUGAACCUGUUCCACAAUUUGCAGCUUUUGCACAGCCAUGUGCUGCUCGGACUAAACCACGCGCAGUAACGUAUGCUGAAUCUUCAAUGUCUACAACAUUUACAAUCCCAAAUCGUAAAUCUAUCAUGUCAAAUACAACAGAUCACAAACUGCUAAUGACUUCUGUAAUUCUGGAUACGACUAUGUGUUACGAAUGCAUACCAUCCAAAAGCACAAAUGUUUAUCUUACUGCUUACGUUAUUAAUGAUUCUUCAGUGCCAUUUCUUGCAGGCCAAGCAGCUAUUUAUGUUGAUAAUUGCUUUGUUGGAAAGCACACUUUCAAUGCUGUAUCACCAGGAGAACGUUUUAAAUGCUUGCUAACCAUUGAUCCAGCUAUUAAAGUUGAAUAUAAGCCUGUUAAUAAGUAUACUGAGCAGGUUGGAUUGAUAACGAAGUCAGUAACAACAAUGCAUGAACGAACAGUUGUGAUAAAAAAUACAAAAUCUUCGUCCGUCUUAGUAAUUAUAAGAGAAAAUAUACCAAAGUCAACGGAUGAAAAAAUUAAGAUCAAAUUAUAUUCACCAGAACUAGACAGUAAGGAUGAGAGGGAAUUUUUGGUACCAACGAUUGGUGCACGUUUGGAUGUAGAUCAUAAUUUAGAAUGCGUUCAAAAAAUUGAAAGUAAUGACAAAAAAGAAUUACUAAUCAAAUGGUCUACUGAACAUCCAAAAGAGGAAACAGUUAAUUUUCGUGAAGUUUUUUCACAUGGAAACUCAUAA